AUGCUGUUUGCGUUGCUGCACGUUGUGCGGACGUUAUGGGGACUGUGGCAGUUGCAGCUAUUUGUCAAGUGGGCUGUCAAGAGCAUUAAGUCGUUGCGGGCCCUUGGGAUUGAAUAUGAGCUCAACACGGGCGCCCGUACUGGCUAUGAUGGGAAGAAGCAAACCCAGAAUGGCGAAGAAAGAGAACAGGAAACCACGAAUAUCGGUACUACGCAGGAGCCCGGAAAUACCGACGACAAGGAAAAAGUGCACUCUGUGGCUGAAAUUGUAGAUGAACUAUGGGUGAGCGAUGAACUGAUUGAGAACCGUGUGUCCCAUGGGAAUGCUCGGUGCUACAUAGUGUUUGACAAGAUUGAGUUUAGAAUAGAUCCAAAGAGAAGAAACGUGUUUCGUCAACGAAUCGUGCUUCUGUUACAGGCGCUCUCGAUACCAUUUCGGUAUGUGUAUGGAAUAGUGCAGAAAUGGCUUGGGAAUGGGUCUAUACCCUGCUUUGUCCAGGUACCGCACGAGCCAGAGGAUGUGUGGCUGCGAUGGUGCGUGGCGUUUGCGGCGCAGGGGUUGAACAAGUGGAUAACGGAGUUCACCGUUGCGCCGGAAGUCGAUGAUGAGGAUGGGGCGAUAAAUAACUUGGAGCGGUACGAAAGACGACGAGAACACCUGGCUGGGCGCGUGCUGGCGACGGCCGGAAUACAAUUGUGGCUGGGGAGUUGUUUGCCGCUGGGUGAAGGCAAGUCGCUUUUGUCAAAAGAGGACUUGUUGCGACGAGCGAUGACGAGUGGACGUGGAAUGCCGUUCGAUGCAGUGCAGAGGAAUGCAGUCUUGCGGCCUGGAAAGGGGUACAAGGCCUAUGAGAGAAAACUAAAUCGAUUCAUUGGUGGAAUUCCGGUGGAGUUUGAAGAACAAGUGGAAGAGUUGGACAUCGAGAGAGUGGAGUGGCUUGCGAUUUUGCUGUACAUAGGAGAAGAACAGAUUGGCAACGGAAGUGCGAGCAGAGAUUCUCGUAGAUCUGAGGAGUAUGAGAAACUGGAGCAUGACGAUUUAGCGAUUGAAAAUAUGCGAGCACAGCUGGGUAUGGACAACAGAACUUCAGGAGUGGAUGCAGCGGAAAGAAGGAAUGCUAGCAUAUGCGGAUUUCCGAUGCCAGAACGAUACUUUCAUGAAGUAUCCAAGGAGAAUAGACUGGUGACCAAGGUCGGGGAGCUUGUCGACUGCUGGUUAGCGCUUAUGGCGGGAGUGCAAAUGCAAUUCCUGGUGAGUAAAGACGAAGAAUGGCUAGGACGUUGUCUGGGUCAAGUCGAACAUGACCAAGAGACUGUGGUGAGCGUAGAAGGCGUGGAGAUGGGAGGGAUGGAAAAGAGGGGGAGCAGCCUCUUCAUGAGACAUGUUCGAAUUGAAGAAGCGAUGCAAGCAUUCCAGUUUGGAGUCGUGGGUCAAGAGUUUGAGCAGUUGGAGCAGACAUUGACGUUUAUGGGAUAUUCGCUGGAGAGCGUGCGUACGAGACUGGGAAGGUGGGUGAAAGCGAACACGGACUCGCAGAGUGGGGCGUGGAGGCCUUUGAUGUUUCAAGCGGGGGAGUUGAUAUCGGGGUGGACAGAGGUUGGGCGUGUAUCGAAUGAUGUGUCACGUACCCUGCGGCAGAGAGAAGGGAAUGCAGUACUGAGGGAUCGGGCGGUGCAGUGUCGUGUAGUGUGGGAGUUGCAAUGUGUUUUGAGGGAAAGGGUAUCGGGAAUGGAAGGGAGCCCGAGCAGUAUGGAAGCGGUGGCGCUUUGCAUGGUCAGUUUUCCGUCGCUGGUUGUGAUGAAUACAGAAGAAGCGAGCGAGGAAAUCAGUGACACAAAUGUCCGGUCAAGCGAGGCAGGGGGGGUGGCAAUCUCGGAAAAUCGAGAUAGUGUGUCAGUAUCAUUCGGGAAUGAGCAAAGAGGUAGGGAUGCGGAAGAAGAGAGGAAGAAACGGAGCGAAGAAAUGUUUGUGAUAGUGCCGAUUUGUGGGCCUCAGAGAAUGAGGCUUCAGGUACAAGUGGGCGACGAUGACGAUUGGAGCAAUAGAAGUGGAGCGGGCGAUAGAGGAUGCAAAGUGAGAGUACGGUUGUGCCGGGGGGCGACAUCGCGAGAUGAGCGGUUUGAGUGGGGAUGGUGGCGGGAGGCGGCGUUGGGACGUAUGGAGGGAUUGAGGCGAUGGCAGAAGAAUCAUGGUAUGUGUUCGCCAGACUUGCAUGCCGGGCACCGGAAUAUGACGUCAGGCAUCGUGUGUGUAAAGCCAAGAGCACACAAAACGGGGACAGAGGUUGAGAUGUGGUCGGGAUGGGAACCGUUUCGAAGCCAGCAAUGCAGAUUUGAGCUAGAAGGGGACAAAGUUCUUGCGAAAUUUGAAGUGAGCAUGCGACACGGUGAUCUCGUUGUUACAAAGAAAAACAUUACGACAUCCCACACCCAAGCCGUCGGGGAGAGAAGCUUCACGGUGUACGAAGACAAUGACCGCGAGGCCUUACAAGACGGAUGUUUGAUAGUAGGAGAAGCACUGGAUGAUAAGUCGCCAGGUUGCUUGAGCUCAGUCAGGGCUGGAGCAUAUGAAGAUGAAGAGUUUGCGAAGAACCUGCCAGCAAAAGGCGAAAACGUUAUUGGGGAAGAGUUGGGCCAGGUCCGAAGAGACAUUUUUCUGUUGAAGGUUGCUGCACUGGAGCAUGGUGAUAUGAACGCGUUGCAGAGAUGCGUGAAGCUCCUCACCGACUCGAGUGAGGAGAUGACAGAACACAUGAUAUUGACGAACAGGCGACGAGCUGGAGAAUUGGUGCUAGCUUUUUUCCACAGUGUUUUUGUGAGCAGAACGGGGAGUUGCGGGGUCAAGGGUGGUGGAAGAGAGUUUGAAGCGUUGUUUUCAUUAUUGCAGGAGCUUGUGGAGAAAUCGGCUUUUGACAACUAUGUCGUGGAUGUGGUUCUGGAUUUUCUGAAAUGCGCAGUAGAUCUGAGUAUACCUGAGGAUGUACGAAGCUGCCUCGUAUGGAUGCGAAGGUUGAUAGCAAGAUCACUGAGAUUGGAUCAGUUGGAUUGUCUUUGUCGUAGUUUUGAAGAAAUAAUUGGAGCGGAACGAGGGCAAGGAGUGGCUAUCCGUCGGAAGCAGUUGUUCUUCACGGACAGUGAGGUGACCGAGUACGACGUGCGUACUGUUAACAUUUUGGAAAAGGCUCUUCUGGAACGCCAGAUUGAGGAGCAUGAUGAUGUCGAGGCGAUGAACAAUCUAGGAGUGAUGGUGGAGGAGGGCGCAGAAGGAGUAGAAGCCGAUGCGGUACGCGCAAUGGAGCUUUAUGAGCUUGCAAUAUCGAAAGGCGAUGACGGCUCUGCGAUGUACAACCUAGGUUGUUUGUUGGAGAAGGGAGGGGAGGGGGUCGAGAAGGAUGCGGUACGAGCCAAGGAGUUGUUCGAGCGUGCAAUCAAUGAGCAUGGUCAUGUCGGGGCGAUGAACAAUCUAGGACUGAUGGUGAAGGAGGGUGCAGACGGAGAAGAAGCCGAUGCGGUACGCGCAAUGGAGCUUUAUGAGCUUGCAAUAUCGAAAGGCAAUAACUGCUCUGCGAUGUACAACCUAGGUUGUUUGUUGGAGAAGGGAGGGGAGGGGGUCGAGAAGGAUGCGGUACGAGCCAAGGAGUUGUUCGAGCGUGCAAUCAAUGAGCAUGAUGAUGUCCGGGCGAUGAACAGUCUAGGACUGAUGGUGGAAGAGGGCGCAGAAGGAGUAGAAGCCGAUGCGGUACGCGCAAUGGAGCUUUAUGAGCUUGCAAUAUCGAAAGGCAAUAACUGCUCUGCGAUGUACAACCUAGGUUGUUUGUUGGAGAAGGGAGGGGAGGGGGUCGAGAAGGAUGCGGUACGAGCCAAGGAGUUGUUCGAGCGUGCAAUCAAUGAGCAUGGUAAUGUCGAGGCGAUGAACAAUCUAGGAUUGAUGCUGCAGAAGGGCGCAGAAGGAGUAGAAGCGGAUGCGGUACGCGCAAUGGAGCUUUAUGAGCUUGCAAUAUCGAAAGGCGAUGACGGCUAUGCGAUGUACAACCUAGGUUGUUUGUUGGAGAAGGGAGGGGAGGGGAUCGAGAAGGAUGCGGUACGAGCCAAGGAGUUGUUCGAGCGUGCAAUCAAUGAGCAUGGUAAUGUCGAGGCGAUGAACAAUCUAGGAUUUAUGCUGCAGAAGGGCGCAGAAGGAGUAGAAGCGGAUGCGGUACGCGCAAUGGAGCUUUAUGAGCUUGCAAUAUCAAAACGCACUAACUGCUCUGCGAUGUACAACCUAGGUUGUUUGUUGGAGACCGGAGGGGAGGGGAUCGAGAAGGAUGCGGUACGAGCCAAGGAGUUGUUCGAGCGUGCAAUCAAUGAGCAUGGUAAUGUCGAGGCGAUGAACAAUCUAGGACUUAUGCUGCAGAAGGGCGCAGAAGGAGUAGAAGCGGAUGCGGUACGCGCAAUGGAGCUUUAUGAGCUUGCAAUAUCAAAACGCACUAACUGCUCUGCGAUGUACAACCUAGGUUGUUUGUUGGAGACCGGAGGGGAGGGGGUCGAGAAGGAUGCAGUACAAGCCAAGGAGUUGUUCGAGCGUGCAAUCAAUGAGCAUGGUUUUGUCCCGGCGAUGAACAAGCUAGGACUGAUGCUGCAUAAGGGCGCAGAAGGAGUAGAAGCGGAUGCGGUACGCGCAAUGGAGCUUUAUGAGCUUGCAAUAUCGAAAGGCAGAAACGGCAUUGCGAUGCACAACCUAGGUUGUUUGUUGGAGACCGGAGGGGAGGGGGUCGAGAAGGAUGCGGUACGAGCCAAGGAGUUGUUCGAGCGUGCAAUCAAUGAGCAUGAUGAUGUCCGGGCGAUGAACAAGCUAGGAAUGAUGGUGGAGGAGGGCGCAGAAGGAGUAGAAGCCGAUGCGGUACGCGCAAUGGAGCUUUAUGAGCUUGCAAUAUCAAAAGGCACAAACUGCUCUGCGAUGUACAACCUAGGUUGUUUGUUGAAGAAGGGAGGGGAGGGGGUCGAGAAGGAUGCGGUACGAGCCAAGGAGUUGUUCGAGGGUGCAAUCAAUGAGCAUGGUCAUGUCCCGGCGAUGAACAAGCUAGGACUGAUGGUGGAGGAGGGCGCAGAAGGAGUAGAAGCCGAUGCGGUACGCGCAAUGGAGCUUUAUGAGCUUGCAAUAUCGAAAGGCAAUAACUGCUCUGCGAUGUACAACCUAGGUUGUUUGUUGGAGAAGGGAGGGGAGGGGGUCGAGAAGGAUGCGGUACGAGCCAAGGAGUUGUUCGAGCGUGCAAUCAAUGAGCAUGAUGAUGUCGACGCGAUGAACAAUCUAGGACUGAUGGUGAAGGAGGGCGCAGAAGGAGUAGAAGCCGAUGCGGUACGCGCAAUGGAGCUUUAUGAGCUUGCAAUAUCGAAAGGCAGGAACGGCAUGGCGAUGUACAAUCUUGGUAUCUUGCUGAGAGACGGGGCGGAGGGUUUGGAUUGCAAUUUAGUGCGCGCGGCUGAGCUGUUUGAGAUGGCCAUUGAAGAGAGCAACGAUACAGACGCAAUGGUGGAACUCGGAAAUCUGUUACGCGAUGGAGCGGAAGGAGUCGAGCGGGAUACAGAUCGUGCAUGCAGAUUGUACGAGAGGGCCAUCGAAGAGGACAACCAUUCCAAGGCUGUAGAGAAUCUUGCUGCGCUGCGCGAUGCUGAGAUGAAUGAGGUUACAGAAGACGGAGAUUGAACGAUUUCAGAAGUCAGCAAGAGCACUCCCGAACGGAGAUGGCGGGUGCCGUCGGGGAGAGCAGAAGGGAAAACCCGAGGCUCAAGGCGAGUAGAGUUCCCUUCGUUAAGACCCCUGUGGAAGAUGGGACAAAGACGUGGUUCCUACCGUCCGGUAGCGACGGAUAGAUCGCCUAUGCCGAGUUCAACCCCUUUAUCGGGACAAUGAACUCGGAGGCAGCGGCCGGGGCGCUAGUGUCUAGACGACCGUCAAUUUGACCUCAUAUGAGGCUAGCUUUUUUUCAAAAAUAUAUAAAUUAAAUCGAAACUUUAAAAAGUCA
Chondrus crispus (carragheen) is the source of this 6001-nucleotide messenger RNA. RefSeq names its product Sel1-repeat containing protein. Lineage: Eukaryota; Rhodophyta; Florideophyceae; Gigartinales; Gigartinaceae. The transcript is spliced from 2 exons. The record is from RefSeq and is a predicted model, not a curated record. Bases 1 to 5682 code for a protein of 1893 amino acids. Gene Ontology annotation, molecular function: protein binding.